CGAGGGAGUACUUCCGGGCAGUAGGAGCGGCGAGUCAGCGGCGGUGGCUCUGGUGAUGUUCUAAUCAUGUCAGAUAAAGAUGAUAUUGAGAGUCAAGUGAUAACUGAAGCAACCCUGGUUCUUGAAGAAGGAAACCAUGAGCCAGCCAAGAAUACUGAGUCUGUUGACCAAAGUGCUAAGCCAGAUAGUAAAUCUGAACCUGUAGUGUCCACUCGGAAAAGGCCAGAGGUCAAAUCUUCUAGUGAUCUUGAAACUCCAGAAGUUCUCCCUGUUCAGGAGCCUGUUUCCAAAGAUGUACCCCAGACUGGAUGGGGGUAUUGGGGAAGUUGGGGAAAGUCCUUACUUUCUUCAGCCUCAGCUACAGUAGCCACAGUAGGACAAGGUAUUUCAAAUGUCAUCGAGAAGGCAGAGACUUCUCUCGGGAUUCCUAGUCCCAGUGAAAUUUCAGCUGAAGUCAAGUUUGCAGCAGGAGAGACAAAUGCCAAAGAGAAUGAAAGCUCCUCCCCAGUCAUGGGGCCAUUUGGUGUAUUCUCRACCAUUUCUACAGCUGUUCAGAGCACAGGAAAGAGUGUUAUCAGUGGGGGUUUGGAUGCCUUAGAAUUCAUUGGAAAAAAGACAAUGGAUGUAAUAGCAGAAGGGGAUCCUGGAUUUAAAAGAACCAAGGGUCUGAUGAAUCGGAAUUCUACACUGUCUCAGGUCUUAAGAGAGGCAAAGGAGAAAGAAGAGCUGUGGACCUCCAAUGAGGUUACCAUGGAAACUGACAAGAAAACUCAUUAUGGGCUACUCUUUGAUGAAUUUCAAGGCCUUUCACACCUAGAAGCUCUGGAGAUGCUUUCCCGAGAAAGUGAAAUAAAGGUGAAAUCUAUCCUUAAUUCUUUAAGUGGAGAAGAAUUAGAGGCACUAAAGUUUGAAUUAGAGCAACUCAAAGAAGCAUUUUCCCUGGCAGAGUUUUGUGAAGAAGAGGAAGAAGAGAAAAAAGGGGAUGAAGAUUUUACCAAAGAGGUAACAGAGCUGUUUUCUCAACUGCACGUCUCCUCCAAACCAGAGAAACUUGCCAGGGCAAGAAGUACUGCCUACGAAUGGAUCAGGGCAUUUCCGACCACACCAUUAGCAAAGAAAGAAGAAGAAGAAAAACAGUCAGAGACAGAAAAUACUGAAGAAGUCAAUAAAAAUUCAAUAGAGGAUAUCCAUGCAUUUGCAAUUCGMAGCCUAGCAGAAUUGACUGCCUGCUCUAUUGAACUAUUUCACAAAACAGCAGCAUUAGUUCUGCAUGGUGGGAAGCAGGAAGUGACAGCCAUAGAAAGGAGCCAAACUCUUUCCCAGAUGACAAUUGUAUUGUGUAAAGAGUUGUCCUGUCUGUCUAAAGAGUUUACCACCUGCCUAACAACUGCUGGGAUUAAAGAAAAGGCAGAUGUCCUGAAUCCAUUAAUCACUGCAGUCUUUCUAGAGGCAUCAAAUAGUGCCUCUUACAUCCAGGAUGCUUUUCAGCUACUCUUACCUGUACUGCAGAUCUCUCUCAUUGAGAACAGGAUGGAAUUACCCAGGCAGGAGCUACAAGUCCAGAGGCCUUUGCCAGAACAUUGAAGAAUAGAGAAGAUUUGACCUGAAAUUUGUGAUGGCUAAGAAGUGCCACUUUCUUCAGGGUACCCCUGCAGAAAUGAAUGAGGAAGGUUAUUUUAAUAUAUAAAAAUUCAGGCAGGAGAACAGGUUUAAAGAGGAAGUUUGUUUCUUCACUUGGCUGAAGUAUUCAAAUCCUCACACUAUUCCCAGUUAUUGACAUAUUAUUUGAAAAAACACUUUGUGGAAAGUCUAAGAAUAUAAGCUCUAGGUAAAGUUUUAGUGGGACACUCAGGCAAAAAUAUUGAUCUAUUUUUGACAUGCUGCAAAACACUAAAAAUUUUGUCAUGGAUAUAAUCUGUAGCCCAUGGAAAAAAUUGGUGUAAAAAACAGGAGGAAAAAACCCUUAAUUUGGCAUUCUAGAAUUUAUGACAUACUUGGUUUAUUAAUGCCAUGUACUUUCUCCUUUCUAGAAUAAARUCUAUGGCUUUAAGAAAAUUGAGCAUAUAUAAACUCUAAAAUGAUUACCCUUUAUCAUGUGAUUCUUGGAAAUGGCUAGGAAGUUUCAUUUACUCUUUAAUUCUCAGUAGAUAUUUGACAUUGAGGAAAAACUUGCAGUAUUAUACUUUUUCAGGCACAUGAACGAAGUAUAACAGAUUCCCCUUUGGCUUUAAAUGACUCCCGUAUCCCUUGAUGACAAGCUUCAAGUCAUAGGUGAUUCUCUCCUCAACUGUAUUUAAGACCAAUAAGUGCAAUUUAGAGAAACAGUUUCAUAUUUUAGAUAUUCUUUUUAAGUUGUUUUUCAUGCAUACCCCAUAAGCAGGACAAAUUCUGUCACAACCAACCCUAAAUGAGUGUUGAGGCUCUUUUGUUAGUAGGGUUUUUGUUGUUUGAAUAUUGUUAAAGUGAGUCAUAGAGUCCCAUAGAAGUGAUAUUCAUUUAUAAUAAGAUUUAACCUCUAGUACAUUUUUCUUCUUCUUUGUUUUAAUUUGUUCUUUAGCAUGAUUUUAAAUACAACUUUURUCUUCUAGAUCUUAUGCCCUUUUUCUUCAACAACCAAAAUAUAUUUUGAUAUCUAUUCUUUUUAAAAAAGGUCUCCAACUUUGUGGUUUUUAAUGAUCAAGUAACUUUUCUGUGAGCUCUGCCCCCCAUCUUAUAACAUGUUUAAAAUAAAAUAUAAUUGAACUGUUCAUAAGUGUGAUAUUUCACAAAUGUCAAGAAUGAAAAUCAUCAUUUACUUUAUGUACUAUAAUAUGUGCAUUUUCAUAAAAGGCUUAAAAA
This is a messenger RNA of Urocitellus parryii (Arctic ground squirrel), 2838 nucleotides long. It is a transcript of the gene Fam114a2, whose product is annotated as family with sequence similarity 114 member A2. The record is from RefSeq and is a predicted model, not a curated record. NCBI's taxonomy places the organism in Eukaryota, Metazoa, Chordata, Mammalia, Rodentia, Sciuridae.